Haliotis rubra (blacklip abalone) is the source of this 3668-nucleotide messenger RNA. Its product is annotated as BTB/POZ domain-containing protein 6-A-like. Gene Ontology annotation, cellular component: P-body; cytosol. Gene Ontology annotation, biological process: neurogenesis. Lineage: Eukaryota; Metazoa; Mollusca; Gastropoda; Lepetellida; Haliotidae. Bases 186 to 1094 code for a protein of 302 amino acids. Gene Ontology annotation, molecular function: protein binding. The transcript has 4 exons. The record is from RefSeq and is a predicted model, not a curated record.
GUAGCAUGCGCUGUCGGUCAGCUUUGAUUUGUGGAGUUCGCAGGAGGGAUACUCGCACAAUGCUCUUGGUUCAUUUCCGGCUCUUCUGGCGCUGCUUUUCAAAAGACCAGGUCGAAACCGAAAGUGACGUGGCCCCAGUGACGUUGCACUGAGUAAAAUUAAGAACAUCAGAAGCUAAAUCAACCAUGCUACCAAGGAGGAAAGCUCGACGGACCAACAGGACGCAGACUUCAGCCUCAGUAAGCACCGGGGAUACAAAGGGAUCAGAUGUGAAACAGACCACACAAACAUUAACAAACAUUUCCACUCCAGUGUCACCCUCCACCCCAUUCUUCCCGGAGUUGGAGGAGUGGAGGAAGGGGAAGUCGCUGAAGCAGUGUCACGAAUACAUGCUGACCAAUCAGGUGGCCUGUGAUGUGUUCUUCUCUGUAGGAGUGAAUGAGGACAGGUAUGGAGCACACAAAUACAAGCUCCUGGCAGUGUCCGAUGUGUUUUAUGUAAUGCUGCUUGGGCCUAUGGCAGAACAUGACAGUACCAUCAAAAUCCCAGACAUCGACCUUGGUACUUUCAAAGCCUUUUUAAGGUACGUGUACACAGAGGAGCUGGAUGUGACACAUGACACAGUCAUGCAGAUGAUGUAUGUGGCCCAGAAGUACAAUGUAGAGCCACUGCUAACAGCCAUCGUUGCCUACAUUGAUGCCCAGAUGUCCAUCGAAAGUGCCUGUGUUGUCAUGGAGCAGGCCCAUCUCUUCAACGUACCUGUGCUGGAGACCAAAGCCCUGGAGUUCAUUGAAGACCAUGCCACCAGUGUGUUGGAAUCUAAAGAAGUGACGGCACUGUGUGCUGGUUGUUUGAAGAAAGUUGUGUCCUCCGAUAAUUUACAUGUGAGACUCGGUGUCAGGAGGGAAUUACGGGAAGCGGAACAGAAAACAGAAGCAGCCGAUUUGGAGAAGUCUGUGUUGACAGCUGUCAUGACGUGGGCAACUCACCAGUGUGUUAAAAACAAGGUCAAGGUGACAGGGAAGAACCAGCGGAAGGUCCUCGGGACAUUCUAUGGGAAGUUCGCUUCUCACAGCUCCGACCAAACUAUUUAGUGGCAGAGGUGUCCAAAAUGAAAAUUUUGUCCUUAGAAGAGAGAUGCAUGAUCCUUGAACAUGUUGUUGCACCGCCAAAUAAGGCAAAGUCCAAACUUUGUAACAUGAAACGUAGAGGUCCACAUGAAAACAUCCGCACUGUGCACCGAUUCCGAAGCACAUCUGAAGAGACAUGCAUUGAGAAUGACUGUUACCAUGCUGUGUCCUUCAAAACAAAUGAAGACUUGUAUCUACAUGGCUUCUGUCUGUUUGGGACCAGCACAGGCAAAACAUGCUUGUACGACAUCCGCUCUCUAGUGUACAAAGACAAGGAGGUGAUUUGUGAAUUAAACACCAAAGUCCUCGACAAAAUUGAUGACCUUGAUAUCUGGAUGGAAAGGAAAGGUGUUCAUAGACGUACCAACGAAGAAGUGUUCCGUGUGUAUUUUCGGAGAAAGUUGCUGAUUCAGAAGGACACUAUGCACACCUUGUAUGUUGAUCUUAUGGGUCUGCAGUCUUACACUGGUGUGGGAGGACGUUCUGAGGUCUGUUUUUACUCAGAUAGUCUUGUAGAGAUCAGAUUCCAUGAUGCUCCAGAUUUAAACCAUACAUCCAAGUCCCAAACUGACUCUGUCAGAGGACAGAUUCCAUCCUUGCUGAUCUCUCUCAUUCCAAGUACAAAACAAGGAACAUUAAAGUAACCAUGGUAACAGACUUGAUUCAUUCUAUGGUGAACAUGAGUGAUUAAUGAUUACGUCUGUUGCCAUAGUAACGAGGGGUUGGUUUUUAACCAUCACUGUAGUUGUUACCAUGCCAUUCCUUGACAACAAUGAACACCAGCUAUCACUGUUGUUCUUAUGUUCAUUCCUUGUCAAUUCACAGAAGUGUUGAACUGAUGGACGUGAAAUCUGUUGCCAUGGUCAGUAAGGAUCUUUGGUAGAGAUUUAGUGGUAUAGAUUUGAGGUAUAUUUAGAGAUUAAUAUUUCAGUUCAGGUUAUCAGUGAAAACUAUUUGUACCCUAUCCAAGUACUGUGUUUUAAGGACAAUUUAGCUGGUUUAACCAAAUCUCACCACUUUUGAGGGUUGAUUAAGUCCUGAGCCUUAUAGGGAAGGAAAAAGUGAAAUAUUCUGUUGAUGGAAUGUCCACGUAUAAUUUAUCAUUAAUAUAUCAGAGUUAUCUCCCUUCCUUUAUUCAGCAGUUAAUCAUGUUAAAUAUUAUUUAUUAGGUGGUGGCACCAUAAACUGCUGUUGGCAAGAAGAUCAUACUUCUUAUUAUGGUUUAUUGAAUUUAAUGAAAUAUAGAACAUUGUUUCUUGGUGCAAAGUAAAUUAUACAUAAACAGUCACUCUGUUGUCUGGAAUAUGCAGGGCAGUUUUGGACAUGACACAAGUGGUAUGAUGAGUUCUGUCUAUACAGAGAAGUAGGUUUGCUGGAUGUCGUAGCUACACACUGUCACUUGAUCCAUGGACAUGAUGCUUGAUACUUUGCCUGAUUACAAGUAGCGCUGGCUGAAAAGAUUGGUAAUCAGAAAUAUCAUCGAUAGGAAUCGUUAUAAAUGAUUAUCAAUAUGAAACUAACCGUAAUGUGUAACCGAUAAUAUCACACAUGAACUAUUGUGAUGAAAUAAUUGUUAAAUUUACUCAGAAAAUACACACAAAGUUUCUUCAUUUGUGGGCUGCUCCUAGGUAUGUUCAGGACGACGUUUUGUUGGUCAUCCAAGCCUGCAUAUGUCACCGCUCACCUACUGACGUGAAAUGUGUUGAUUUCUUUCAUACUUUCUAGUCACUAUGACUCAAAGGCACUUCUUCGUUAUUUAUUGAUGAUCAAUCAAUAUUGAUUUAACGAUGAUUGAUCUUGAUGAUGUAUACUGAUAGCCAGCCCUAGUUACCAGUAGUGCUUGUUGUGUAGUCACACUUGGUAAAUACUGUGUCUGUAGUCUGUUGGAGAGUUUGUCUGCCCCAGAGUGUGUAAGGUUGGUGGUUUGAUUCCUGGCUGAGGCACACUGGAAGAUGUUAAAAGAAGGUACUUGUUGUUUCCCUGCGUGAGAUGGCGCUCCCCAUAAAGGGAACAAAACAAGCACCGGUCAGUUCGGAAUGAAGAUCCAGGUUAGAAUUGGUGUUCAGCUACCCAUGCUUGUCGUAAGAGGCGACUAACUGGAUCGGGUGGUCAGGUUCGGCUGACUUGGUUGACUGAUGUCAUGAUAUCCUAACUGCACAGAUUGAUGCUCAUACUGUUGAUCACUUGAUUGUCUGGUCCAGAUUUGAUUAUGUAUAGAUCACCGCCAUAUACCCGGUAGCUGGAAUAAUACUGAAUGUGGCCUUAAACAAGCAAACAGUUCAGUCAGCAUUUUGUUGGGUGUCCAUGUUAAACUGUAUUUCAGUUUGUUAACCACACAAAUACUCAUUACUAUAAUGAACCAGUACCAUUGAUCGCAGUGUUAAUCCCCAUUAAACCUCAUCUCAUCUCACUUGAUAAACAGACCAUUUGGGCUUGUUCUUAGUUUCAUCUGUGACCUAUGCAAUUAUUCAUAUUAUCAGUGUAUGUUCUAAUCCUCAUUUUGAUAUCAAUACAAGGAAUAAAGUAUUUCAAUAGUGA